GCAAAUAACACAAUGGACGUUCGACACACUCCCGAAGCUUCCCCCGAAGCGACUCGGCGAGCGCCCGAACAGGGUGACCUCGACACAUAACACACCGCUCGGAAAUACUCGAUUAUGUUGAGACGAGAGAGACAACAAAUCGGAAAUCAUUUACCAGAAUACGUACCGAAAAAACCUUUCGAGACACUGAAUUAUCGGGGUUGCCAGCGCUAUUAUUUAACAGUUUUCAAUUGGCGCUAAGACCGAUGCUUCUAAGUCUUGACAACCCUGAAAACCCGCUUUCUGUAAUAUCCAUCGAGUGAUUCCCUGAAAGCAAAACUUCAGCUUUGCUUUUUUGCUUGGCUUGCGAUAUUAUUGCGAUUUUUGCAAAUCACUAUUGAAUUGGUAUUUCGAAAAUAAACUACAUUAUUAUUGUUUAGUGUUGUCUACCAUUUGUUUUUUAAGCGUUUGUAGUGCUUUUAGUGCCAAAAUACUUUAGAAGUCUCCAUUAUAUUCAAGAUUCAAGGAUACCUCGACCGCCUAGGGUAAUAAUGGACCAUAGGAGAUAUCAGAGAUCAGGAGGAAUUUACCACGAUGGGUUUUUGUACAUAACAAGAUCCACGAAGCACAACAUCAGGUAUUUAAUCUGUAGCAAGUACCGACGAUUGGGUUGUAUUGCAUCAGGGAAAAUCCACUUACAAGAGGGAAAUGUCUUCAUUCCUAUAAAGGUUGAACAUAAUCAUCCUAGAGACGACAACAGAGUUGAAGCAAUGGAUUUUAGAAUUCAGCUACGGGAGGCCUGUGUUCGAGAAAGAGGAACCCUUAAAAAUAUUUAUGAGCGCGUUGCCGCAAGAAACGUGGAUGGUGCUGUUGAGGUUCCAUUUAAUGUGAUUCGCCGUUCAAUGUUGAGAUGGAGCCAGGCAACGAGGCCUAAUGUCCCGGCAACUUUAACGGAACUGGCAGACAUAUUUCGAACAGGUAAUUGGCCAAGAUAUACGGAUUGUACCAGUGGACGUUUUUUUUCAGGUGUGGUCGAAGCCAAUGGACUUACUGCGGUGGUUUUUGGCAAUAGAGAAUUUAUAGGAAACUUCAUUGACUCCCAACACACAUUCAUUGAUGGAACCUUCAAGGCAGUACCGAGAAGACCUAACUUUUGUCAAAUCUUGACCAUAUUUGCCACUUGCAUGGAUCAUGCUUUUCCAGUUGCACAUAUUUUCAUGGAGAGAAGAACGAAAAUCUUGUAUGAUGCUGUUUUUGCCUACCUGCGUGAGAACUUCCCACAAUUUGUCAAUAUUAACGUUGUGACGGACUAUGAGGUGGCUUUGGUGGAAUCACUGAGGAACAACUUUCCCAAUGCCUCAUUGCAUGGUUGUUUUUUCCAUUAUUGUCAGGCGGUAUUACGAAAAGCCAGGACUUUAGGGAUUACACGGCAGAUCGAGGGACGACCUAAUGGAAGAGUCUUAUUGAAGAAAUACUAUUGUUUGGCGCUUCUACCUGCGGAGAUGAUUGAACCGACAUUAGUUUCCUUGCAGGUUUUUUUUUGUUAUCAAUCGCAUUUUUUAUUCGUGACCAUUUUUUCUAUUAUAAGGACGAUUUGGACUUUGGCGCUGUAUUUAGAGAACUCAAUGAGUAUAUCAGGAGGCAAUGGAUAGAACGCGUUACAGCUCAGCAUUUCAGUGUAUUCAGGCAACGACAUAGGACCAACAAUGUGAUGGAAUCAUACCACAGAAGACUGAACAGUAAAUUGAGUAGACAUCCUGGCGUGUGGGAUUUGAUAGAGACGCUUAUUGAUAUCCAGAACACUGCUUCCAUCGAGCUGACUCAGCUGGAACAACACCCCAAUGUUUACAGGAUUGCAAGAAAGAAUGUGGUAUUUGAUGCUCGACUGAAACAAGCUUGGGACAAGUUAUCGGAUGGUCGCUUCACCGUGGGAGAUUUCCUAAGGCAAGCAGUCCAUUUUGUGGAUGGCAUAGAUGGACAACUACAUCAGUGGAACCAGGAAGUACCGACCGAAGAAGAAGAAGAAGCUGUCGUCGUUUCACUAGACCAUCUUCAUCGUUUAUUAAUGCCAGCUCCUAUUGCUCAACCACCAAGAAAUGUUCCUAUUUUACUCCAUCAGCAACGUCCUCUUCUUCUGGAACCUCCUCCGCUCAUUCCACUUCCUCGUGCACGCAUGCCUUUACCUCCAUUAGUUCCUAUUCCCAUUUUGCCACUUGUCCGUCCAUUGUCACCUCCUCCCCUUGUCCCAAUCCUUCAGAAUUUGCCGCCGCCGCCCCAAAUCUUAGAACUACAACCCCCGAGAUCUCCUUCUCCCGG
This is a messenger RNA of Anthonomus grandis grandis, 2295 nucleotides long. RefSeq lists its product as uncharacterized. The coding region runs from base 531 to 1631 and encodes 366 amino acids. NCBI's taxonomy places the organism in Eukaryota, Metazoa, Arthropoda, Insecta, Coleoptera, Curculionidae. The transcript is spliced from 8 exons. The record is from RefSeq and is a predicted model, not a curated record.